Molecule: messenger RNA, 1260 nt
Organism: Fusarium sp. VM40
Lineage: Eukaryota; Fungi; Ascomycota; Sordariomycetes; Hypocreales; Nectriaceae
Source: the annotation of a GenBank genome assembly
AUGAUAGAAAGCAUUGCAGAGCCUAUAAACGAAUAUACCACAUCGUUUCUCUACAAACUCUCAAGGGUGGUUCGUGUCGUACCUUUUGCUGUUGAGCAAUGGAUGGACGAGUAUGAGACAACACCUGGGGUCCUCAACGUUGCUGAGACGUGUGCUGCAUCCAUAUCUAUUGACGAUUUGGUCAGCAUGUGCAAAGACCCACGAGAACCAGGUCCCAUUGACACAAGCCUCAAGCUCACAUACGGCCCUAUCCCCGGUUCGCAUAUACUGAGAGAGCGAAUCGCCGCACAGUGUAGCGCUGAGGAAACACAACUCGUCGCUGAGGAUAUCGUUGUCACUCAAGGCGCAAUUGGCGCCAAUUUCUUGGCCCUAUACAGCCUCCUGGGACCAAGUGAUCAUGUUGUCUGUGUCUACCCGACAUAUCAGCAGCUUUAUGAUGUACCUCGCAGCAUUGGAGCUGAGGUUACACUGUGGAAGUUGAGAGAAGAAGAGAAUUUUGUACCCAAUGUUGAUGAGCUGGAAAAACUUAUCCAGGAAAACACCAAGAUGAUUAUCAUCAACAACCAUAACAAUCCCACCGGUGCACCCAUCCACAACAAUAUUCUGAAGCAGAUUGCCCAAAUUGCAAAGGAAAAGGGAAUAAUCCUCUUCUCAGAUGAGGUCUAUCGUCCACUUUUCCAUGGCGGAGCCUCGGGUCAGAUCGAAGUCCCACAGCCAGCUGUUACGUUGGGUUAUGAGAAGACGAUUACCACCGGGUCCAUGUCCAAAGGCUAUGCCUUGGCAGGUAUUCGGGUCGGUUGGAUUGCCAGCAAGGACAAGUCCAUCAUUUCAGCUAUCAUGGCGGCGCGAGACUACACCACCAUCAGCGUUUCGCAGAUAGACGAUCAAGUCGCGCGAUACGCUUUAUCACUAGCAGCCCGCCCUUCUCUGGUUGACCGCAAUCUGACUUUGGCAAGGACCAAUUCGAGACUACUGAAGGAGUUUAUCGAACGAUACGACUCCGUUUGCUCUUGGAUCGAGCCCACAGCUGGUACGACUGCAUUCGUUCGAUUCAGUAAGAAUGGCCAGCCCAUCAAUGACGUCGACUUCUGCUUGGACCUGUUGAAGAAGAACAAUGUCCUGUUGGUGGCUGGGUCGAGAUGUUUUGGUGGCGAUAAAGAUUUCAAGGGCUACGUAAGGAUGGGUUAUGUCUGUGAGACAGACGUUUUGGUGGAGGGAUUGAAGCGGCUGGGCGCUUAUAUUGAAACCCACAUCUUGUAG